Messenger RNA from Culicoides brevitarsis, 840 nucleotides. It is a transcript of the gene Taf11, whose product is annotated as transcription initiation factor TFIID subunit 11. Bases 52 to 723 code for a protein of 223 amino acids. Gene Ontology annotation, biological process: transcription initiation at RNA polymerase II promoter; RNA polymerase II preinitiation complex assembly. The transcript has a single exon. Lineage: Eukaryota; Metazoa; Arthropoda; Insecta; Diptera; Ceratopogonidae. The record is from RefSeq and is a predicted model, not a curated record. Gene Ontology annotation, molecular function: transcription coactivator activity; protein heterodimerization activity. Gene Ontology annotation, cellular component: nucleus; transcription factor TFIID complex.
UCAGUAGUAAACAAAUCAAGAACGAUUCUCAUCAAAAAUUAAAUUUUUAACAUGGAACAAGACGAUUUUAGCAUGAUGUCUGGCAAUGGAGACGAAGUUGACUUAGCCAAAGAUCUCAGUAUCACUCCUGAACCCGAAGAUUUGGAAAAUUUCUCACAGAGCGACAAUGAAACACAAACCCCGCAAAAAGAAGACUCACCUCCGCCAAACAACGACUUCGAUGACGAUUUUGCACUGCCAGAUUCACUAACUGCCGCUUCUUCGUAUCAUCAUCAAAACAGUAACGGAGACAGCACACCCGGCGGUGGAUCCGACAAAGAAGGCUCCUCCAAAGAAAAACGUCAAAAACGCGAACAAAAAAGUCGAAAAGAGCUCGAGGAAGAAGAACGCGAGAAAAUGCAAGUUCUCGUCUCGAAUUUCACGGAAGAACAACUCGAUCGGUAUGAAAUGUAUCGUCGUGCCGCAUUCCCAAAGGCAGCUGUGAAGCGUCUCAUGCAAACAAUUACGGGAUGUUCCGUGUCACAAAAUGUCGUUAUUGCGAUGAGUGGUAUUGCAAAAGUCUUUGCCGGCGAAAUAAUUGAAGAAGCUUUGGAUGUGAUGGAAGAAGCUGGCGAAUCAGGGCCUUUGCAACCGAAGCAUUUAAGAGAAGCAGUUAGACGACUGAGAUCCUCAAAUCAAAUUCCCGUGGGGAAAUACAACAAACCGUUCUUCAAAAAUAACUGAUAAAGGCUUUUGGGUGAUUUUUGCUGCUUUUGAAAGUCAUCCACGGAACCAUCGAGUUUCGAAAAAAUAUUUUUAGAAAUUAGGACGAAUAAAAAUAAUUUUAUUUUGUUAAAUUAA